Molecule: messenger RNA, 1011 nt
Organism: Recurvomyces mirabilis
Lineage: Eukaryota; Fungi; Ascomycota; Dothideomycetes; Mycosphaerellales; Teratosphaeriaceae
Exons: 2
Coding region: 1-1011 (336 amino acids)
Biological process (GO): transmembrane transport
Cellular component (GO): plasma membrane
Molecular function (GO): transmembrane transporter activity
Source: RefSeq, a predicted model, not a curated record
AUGGUCUGCAGAGAUCUGUUCUUCCUGCAUGAGCGUGCUCGAAAGAUCAACGUUUGGGCCAGCUUCGUCAUCUUGUCGCCGUACUUCGGUCCACUGUUCACAGCGUUCAUCAUCUCAACACAAAAAUGGCAGAUCGCAUUCGCAGUCUACACGGUCAUGACGGCACUUUGUCUAAUCCUGCAGAUCGUGUUUGGUGAAGAGACGUUCUUCAAUCGUAAAUUGCCAGCAUCGGAGCGCCCUCGCAGAACUCCAGGCGUUAGUGGCAAGGUCUCGCGACUGGUUGGAAUUGAGCAGUGGCGAUCUAGGAAGCAGCGCAGCACUCUCGCGCAAGCUGUGGCAAGGCCGUUCCAGGUGCUGGUCAAGCCGACAGUCUUUAUUGCAACAGUCUACUAUCUCCUCACCUUUGCCUGGGUUGUCGGCAUCAACACCACACUGUCCAUCUUCGUGACAGUGCCACCAUACAACUUUGGGCCAAGGAGUAUCGGAUUCUUUUAUUUUACACCUGUCGUCGCGGCUCUGCUUGGAGAAGUCAUUGGUCACUGGCUCCACGAUGCUAUCGCCAAUGCUCUGACCCAUCGCAGCAAGGAGAAGAAGCUGGAGCCGGAAUACAGGCUCAUGGCUAUAUGGAUCAGCACUCCCUUCAUGAUAGCUGGAUUGAUUGUUCUGGGCUUCGCUCUUGAGAGAGGCUGGCAUUACAUGAUAGCUGCGGUCGGAUGGGGUUUGUAUGUGUUAGGGAUCAUGAUAUCGACUGUCGCCAUAACAGCAUACCUUCUAGACAGCUACCCCGAGGGCUCUGGUGAAGUCGCAGCGUGGCUCAACUUUGCUCGAACGACGGGCGGUUUCAUCGUGAGCUACUUCCAAGUCGAAUGGGCGAACAAGAUGGGCACCGAAACGAGUUUUGGCAUCCAGGCAGCGAUUUGCUUUGCGGCGUUCUUGCUCAUCGUCACUCUGCAAAUAUCUGGCAAGAGGUUGAGAGAUCGGGCUGGCCCUUUGCGAUUCAAGACUGACUGA